Abrus precatorius (Indian licorice) is the source of this 1792-nucleotide messenger RNA. RefSeq lists its product as uncharacterized. The transcript is spliced from 5 exons. Bases 140 to 1792 code for a protein of 550 amino acids. The record is from RefSeq and is a predicted model, not a curated record. Lineage: Eukaryota; Viridiplantae; Streptophyta; Magnoliopsida; Fabales; Fabaceae.
UAGAAUUUCUUACAACCCCUUCACAAAGGCCUCUUUAAUUUUCUUCUCUUGGCACUUCAUGCUUCAACUCUGACAUAGACAUGCAAUUUUGCUAACACCGUGAACAAUAAUACAUAAAUCAGAAGAGAGUGAAGAAGGAAUGGCAUCCCUCAUUCCUGGAGUUCUACUGAAGCUUCUCCAAAGUAUGAAUUCUAAUGUGAAAGUUCAAGGGGAAUAUAGAUCAGUUCUUCUGCAAGUGAUCAGCAUUGUGCCUGCAAUAACUGGGUCUGAAUUAUGGCCUAACCAAGGUUUCUUCUUGAAAGUCUCUGACUCUUCUCAUUCAACAUAUGUCUCACUCUCAAAGGAAGACAAUGAGCUUAUCUUGAAUAACAAGUUGCAACUUGGCCAAUUCUUUUAUGUGGAUAGGAUAGAGGCUGGAACACCAGUCCCUAUUCUUGUUGAUGUUAGACCUGUUCCUGGAAGACACCCUUUUGUUGGCAAUCCUAAGGAUUUGAUGCAAUUGAUAGAGCCAUCACAGGUUCCAGUGCAAUCUAGUAAUCAUGGAGUUAAUGGUUCAAAAUCCAUGAAUUUAACAAAAGCCAAAGAGAGCCAAAGUCCAAGGCAUAAGAUUGUUAUUAAAGAGGAAAAAGCUGCUGUUGCAUCCAGGUACUUGCGGGGUGUUAGAAGUCCAAAAUUAAAAGUUAAUGUGCCAGAUACUAAUGAAGGAAGAAAAGGAGACGAUUUUGAGAAUGGUGUAGAUGGUAGGAACGUUGGGUCUCCAAAAGUAAAACUGCAAGAAAUUAAGGUAAUGACUAAAAUUAAGAUAUUGAUAAUGAUUGGUUUUAGUCUUUUAGCAUCACAGGUACCCCGAGUGACCACAACUCGUAGUCUACUUGAAGCACCUUCACCAAAGCAAGGUGUUGCUCAAUCUAACAUCCAGGAGAGUGUCAUAUCACCUUCUAGGCGCUUAUAUACCAAACGUAAUUCUAAUAAACAAGAAACUACGAACUUGAAUGUUAUGUCUAGCAGUGAAGAUAAAAGUUAUAGCACAGAUGCAAUUUCAUGGUCCUCUUUGCCAACCAACCUUUCAAGGCCUGGAAAGGGAAUGCUCAGAAGAAAGCAGCUAGCCUCGCUGGUUGCAGCAGAAGCUCAAAACGAAGUUAUUGCAACCGCAACCCUUGUCAAGUUCCUAAGUAUGUUCGCCAAUAUAUCCUCUUCUGCUGCAGCAGAGAACCCUCAUGUCACACUGAAUAAGUUUUUUACCUUCCAAGAGCUCAUGGACCAGUCAAAUGGUACAACACCACACAAAGAUAGAUCAAUUCCACUAUCUAAAACUUCUCCUUCAGAAGUAGACCAAUCUGAAAAGGAGUCAGUUUUAAUGCUUGGUAAAAGUAAAUCAAAGUCUCCAAAACACUCAACUGAAUUAUCACUAAUUGAUAAACAAGAAUGGGCGAAAGGGAAUGGUCUAAAAGAUGUAAACGAACUGAGAGAAGUCCUUUUGAGUGAAACAAGAACAUGGUUUUUGAAAUACUUGGAAAAGACAUUGGAUGUUUGGUUUUCCACAAGCUCUCAAGAGAAGAAAGGAAAAGUGAGUAAGGACAUUGUAGGGAAUCAAAUGGAGCAUGCCAAUCAUAUAGCUCUCAUGUUGUCCCACCUUAAGCAAGCAAAUGAAUGGUUGGAAAAACUGAGAAGCACUGUAAACUUGAAGCGUGAAGACCUGGUGGAAACUGUUGACAGGUUAAGACAAAAAGUUUAUUCUUGUUUGCUUCUACAUGUUGACUCUGCUGCAUUUGCUUUGGAAAACCGAGCUUGA